AUCGUGCGAGAUCGCGAAUGUUUUGUGGAGUGCUUCCGUUUCGUUAUAGAUUUAAUUAUUUUUCAAUGAAUUUCAAUUAUUUUGUGCAAUAAUAAUGCAGAAAUCUGUAGUUAUCAACCGUGAGAUAACAUGUCGCAGCCGGCAGCUAUUUUCCGGAGCACAGAUAUGUGAGAUAUCACCUGAGUUGUUCGUGAAUGAAACCAACUUACCGCCCGGCGUGCCGGUCGUUGUUCGUAUGUCCAACGGGAAACAAUUGCUGUGCCGGUUAUUUGCGCCACCGGACGGACACCUGAGUACCAGUGCCGUGUGCUACGUGGACGAAUGUGUGCAGUUGGGUGUGGAGAACGAUGUGAACACUGGACUGAAGGAGAUUCCUCAGGUUAAGGAACUGGAGCUGAUCGCCGACGGAUGCUGUUAUUUCCAACGGAUUAGAGUAGAUUUGACGGUGGAUUGCUCGAAGUUAGAUUUGGAACUGUUGACCAACAAGGAACAACUGCUGUCGCUUGUGAAGGACCUCUUACAAACACUUGUGAUAGGCGAAAGUUGCCUGAUAAAAACGGAUGACCAGUCAAAUUAUGGAAUCGUUGAGAUUCGAGUUGGCGGGACCACUGGAUUACAGAGGUUUGGCUACAUAGAUGCUGAAACGGCGAUAGAUAUUGCGGAGAUCGGCUUCAGUACUUGCGCGAUAAAACUUCUUGGAGGAUUGACGGAUAUCAGAGAAACACUUUCGAAAGCACUUAGACGAGCUUCCGACAAUGUGUUGUUGGCUGGGCCACCCGGAUCGGGAAAGUACUCGUUGAUAGCAGAUAUCGCCCGAGAAGGCAAUCAUCCAAUAUUUGAGAUACGUGGAUUAGACUUUUUAAAAUCACAUCCGGGUGAAACGGAACUGGAAUUGCGAAAAAUCUUUGAACGUUUAAAGCAGUUCAAUAAAUUGUUCCAGAGGUCAAGUCCAGCCCUUCUGGUGGUAAAGGAUGUGGACACACUCUGCCCAAAAAUAAAUAACAAAAAAGGCGAGGAUGUUUCAAAUGUAUCAAGAAUUUCAUCCCAGUUCACAUCCCUACUGGAUCAUCACCAUGGCUCUGACAGUGGUAUUAUUGUAAUCGGAACCACCUCAAAUAUUGAAAGUCUAGACUCAAAGGUACGACGACCCGGAAGACUCGGUACGGAGAUAUUCGUUCGAAUGCCUUCGGAAUUUCAAAGGGGCGAAAUUAUGGAGGCCGUGCUAAAGAGAACAGGAUUUACAUUGGAGCAAACGGAGCUAGACGAGGUAGUACAGAGGACUGCGGGUUAUGUGGGGGCCGAUCUGGAGCUGUUGGUUUAUACGAUUCAGCGAACGCUAAGUAGGCAACCAUCUCAGGAGGUCUUUGGGGGCAGAGUGUCCUACGGAGAGCUGAAACAGUCUCACGACAGAUCCCAGAUAAUAGACGACUGCCUGAAAAGGGUAAGACCGACAUCGCUGCGUAGCUCAAUUGGUCUCAUAAGUGGCCUGACGCAAACCCUCGAUUCCAUCGGCGGCAUGGACCAGCUAAAGAAAAUCCUCCGAAUAUCGGUGUUGGGACCUUUGCGACGCCCCGAAGCGUUCCGACGGUUUGGGAUGCGUCCGCUGAAAGGAAUCCUUCUGUAUGGCCCACCGGGCUGCGCCAAAACUACCAUUGCCAAGUGUCUAGCGGCGGAGUCUCGGAUGACUUUCGUUUCCGUUUCGGCGGCGGAAGUUUACUCGCCCUACGUGGGCGAUUCGGAAAAGCUCAUUGCCAAGCUGUUUAACCAAGCUCGCUUGAGUGCUCCUGCGGUCAUUUUUCUUGAUGAAAUUGAUUCGCUCGUGGGAAACCGUGGUAUGCAAGGCGUUCGAACGAAUGACGUUCACGUUCGAGUGUUAUCGACGCUGCUAACGGAAAUGGAUGGUAUCGGGUCGAGUGUGCAAUCUGCCGUUGGAAGUAGUGAGGAUUCUAAGAAUAUAUUGGUUAUAGCAGCCACUAAUCGACCGGAUAUGAUUGAUGAUGCCUUGUUACGACCGGGACGGUUGACCAAGUUGAUACAUGUGCCGGCACCGGAUGAAACAGCGCGAUAUGAAAUUCUGAAAAAGGUGUCUGAGCGAGUUCCUCUGGCUUCGGAUGUGGAUUUGGCGGAGUUGGCCAAACAGACUGAGAGGUACUCUGGUGCGGAUUUGCAGAAUCUUUGUUCUCAGGCCGCACUCCAUGCUGCUGCGUUGGAUGAAGACGUUCAGGAAGUCACCAUGGACCACUUCCAGCAUGUUCUGCAAGAAAACCGACCCUCUUUGACGAGUAAGCAAAUCGAAUGGUACAAUCAAUAUGAAACGAACCGUAGAAUAUAGUAUAAAAUUAAAAACGACUUUCGAUGA
This is a messenger RNA of Aedes albopictus (Asian tiger mosquito), 2359 nucleotides long. Its product is annotated as ATPase family gene 2 protein homolog B. NCBI's taxonomy places the organism in Eukaryota, Metazoa, Arthropoda, Insecta, Diptera, Culicidae. Bases 95 to 2332 code for a protein of 745 amino acids. The record is from RefSeq and is a predicted model, not a curated record. The transcript has 3 exons. Gene Ontology annotation, molecular function: ATP hydrolysis activity; ATP binding.